Messenger RNA from Odocoileus virginianus texanus, 7325 nucleotides. Lineage: Eukaryota; Metazoa; Chordata; Mammalia; Artiodactyla; Cervidae. The record is from RefSeq and is a predicted model, not a curated record.
CCCUGGUUUCUCUUGCAUAUUCCAUGCUUUCUGCUGCAGGCUGGUCUUGAACCCGGAGCUCUCCUGAGAGGAUGGGGGCAGACGGGGAGACAGUGGUCUUGAAGAACGUGCUCAUUGGUGUCAACCUGAUCCUUCUGGGCUGCUUGCUCAAGCCCUCGGGGUGUCAGCUGGAGGUCACCAUGGAAAGGGUCCAGAGACCAGCAGUGCAGGAGGAAGGAGGCGCUGCCAGCUACAAUGCAUCCAGCAAGGAACAGCCGGUGGUCUUCAACCACGUGUACAACAUCAACGUGCCCCUGGACAGCCUCUGCUCGUCGGGGCUGGAGGCCUCAGCAGAGCACGAGGUGAGCCCCGAAGACGAGGUGCUGACGGAGUACACAGGCCAGACCUCGGACCACGAGAGCCAGGUCACCUUCACGCACAGGAUCAACCUCCCCAAGAAGGCCUGCCCGUGUGCCAGCUCGGCCCAGGUGCUACAGGAGCUGCUGAGCCGAAUUGAGAUGCUAGAGAGGGAGGUGUCGGUUCUGCGGGACCAAUGCACCAGCAACUGCUGCCCGGAAAGUGCGGCCACAGGGCAACUGGACUAUAUCCCUCACUGCAGCGGCCACGGCAAUUUUAGCCUCGAGUCCUGCGGCUGCAUCUGCGAGCAAGGCUGGUUUGGCAAGAACUGCUCGGAGCCCUCCUGCCCGCUGGGCUGCUCCAGUCGGGGCGUGUGUGUGGACGGCCAGUGCGUCUGUGACAGCGAGUACAGCGGCGACGACUGCUCGGAGCUCCGCUGCCCGACCGACUGCAGCUCCCGCGGGCUGUGCGUGGGCGGGGAGUGCGUCUGCGAAGAGGCCUACACGGGCGAGGACUGCAGCGAGCUGAGCUGCCCCGGGGGCUGUUCGGGGAAGGGGACCUGUGCCAACGGUACCUGCCUGUGCCAGGAGGGCUACGUCGGCGAGGACUGCGGCCAGCGGCGGUGUCCGAACGCUUGCAGCGGCCGAGGACACUGCCAGGAGGGGCUGUGCCUCUGUGAAGAGGGCUACCAGGGCCCUGACUGCUCGGCAGUUGCCCCUCCAGAGGACUUGCGAGUGGCUGGUAUCAGCGACAGGUCCAUUGAGCUGGAAUGGGACGGGCCGAUGGCAGUGACGGAAUAUGUGAUCUCUUACCAGCCGACGGCCCUGGGGGGCCUCCAGCUCCAGCAGCGGGUGCCUGGAGAUUGGAGUGGCGUCACCAUCUCAGAGCUGGAGCCAGGUCUCACCUACAACAUCAGCGUCUAUGCUGUCAUUAGCAACAUCCUCAGCCUUCCCAUCACUGCCAAGGUGGCCACCCAUCUCUCCACGCCGCAGGGGCUCCGAUUCAAGACGACCACAGAGACCACGGUGGAGGUGCAGUGGGAGCCCUUCUCAUUCCCCUUCGACGGGUGGGAGGUCAGCUUCACUCCAAAGAACAAUGAAGGAGGGGUGAUUGCCCAGCUCCCCAGUGACGUCACAUCUUUCAAUCAGACGGGACUAAAGCCUGGGGAGGAAUACAUUGUCAAUGUGGUGGCUCUGAAAGAGCAAGCCCGGAGCCCCCCUACCUCGGCCAGCGUCUCCACUGUCAUUGAUGGGCCCACGCAGAUCCUAGUUCGAGAUGUCUCCGACACCGUGGCCUUCGUGGAGUGGACCCCACCUCGAGCCAAAGUCGAUUUCAUUCUCCUAAAGUACGGCCUGGUGGGUGGGGAAGGCGGGAAAACCACCUUCCGGCUGCAGCCUCCCCUGAGCCAGUACUCGGUGCAGGCCCUGCGGCCGGGCUCCCGAUACGAGGUGUGGGUCAGCGCGGUCCGCGGAGCCAACGAGAGCGAGGCCAGCACCACCCAGUUCACAACAGAGAUUGAUGCCCCCAAGAACCUGCGGGUUGGUUCCCGCACAGCAACCAGCCUUGACCUGGAGUGGGACAACAGUGAGGCAGAGGUUCAGGAGUACAAGGUUGAGUACAGCACCUUGGCGGGCGAGCAGUACCAUGAGCUGCUGGUCCCCAAAAGCAUCGGACCAACCAGCAGAGCCACGCUCACCGAUCUGGUGCCUGGCACUGAGUAUGGGAUUGGAAUAUCUGCUGUCAUGAACUCACAGCAAAGCGUACCAGCCACCAUGAACGCCAGAACUGAACUCGACAGUCCUCGAGACCUCAUGGUGACAGCCUCCUCAGAAACCUCCAUCUCCCUCAUCUGGACCAAGGCCAGUGGCCCCAUUGACCACUACCGAAUUACCUUUACCCCAUCUUCUGGGAUCGCCUCUGAAGUCACUGUGCCCAAGGACAGGACCUCGUAUACACUGACAGAUCUAGAGCCCGGCGCAGAGUACAUCAUUUCAAUCACAGCUGAGAGGGGCCGGCAGCAGAGCCUAGAGUCCACUGUGGAUGCCUUCACAGGCUUCCGCCCCAUCUCCCAUUUGCACUUUUCUCACGUGACCUCCUCCAGUGUGAACAUCACCUGGAGUGACCCAUCCCCUCCGGCAGACAGACUCAUUCUCAACUACAGCCCCCGGGAUGAAGAGGAAGAAAUGAUGGAGGUCUCCCUGGAUGCCACCAAGAGGCAUGCUGUCCUGAUGGGCCUGCAGCCAGCUACCGAAUACAUUGUGAAUCUGGUGGCAGUCCAUGGCACAGUGACCUCUGAGCCCAUCGUGGGCUCCAUCACCACAGGAAUUGAUCCUCCCAAAGACAUCACAAUUAGCAAUGUGACCAAGGACUCAGUUAUGGUCUCCUGGAGCCCUCCUGUUGCAUCUUUUGAUUACUACCGAGUAUCCUAUCGGCCAACACAAGUGGGACGACUGGACAGCUCAGUGGUGCCCAACACGGUGACAGAAUUCACCAUCACCAAGCUGUACCCAGCUACAGAAUAUGAAAUCAGCCUCAACAGCGUGCGGGGCAGGGAGGAGAGUGAGCGGAUCUGCACACUUGUGCACACAGCCAUGGACAAUCCUGCGGAUCUGACUGCUACCAACAUCACCCCAACCGAAGCCCUGCUGCAGUGGAAGGCACCCAUGAGUGAAGUAGAAAACUAUGUCAUUGUUCUCACACACUUUGCAGUUGCUGGAGAGACCAUCCUGGUUGAUGGAGACAGUGAGGAAUUCCAGCUUGUUGACCUGCUUCCUAGGACCCACUACACUGUCACCAUGUAUGCCACCAGUGGGCCUCUCACCAGCGGUACCGUCAGUACCAACUUCUCUACCCUCCUGGAUGCUCCUGAAAAUCUGACAGCCAGUGAAGUCACCAGACAAAGUGCCCUGAUCUCCUGGCAGCCUCCCAGAGCAGAGAUUGAGAACUACGUCUUGACCUACAAAUCCACUGAUGGAAGCCGCAAGGAGCUGAUUGUGGACGCAGAGGACACGUGGAUCCGACUGGAGGGCCUGUCCGAGAGCACAGACUACACGGUGCUCCUGCAGGCGGCGCAGGACACUGCGCGGAGCAGCAUCACCUCCACCGCCUUCACCACAGGGGGCCGGGUCUUCCCUCAUCCUCAAGACUGUGCCCAGCAUUUGAUGAAUGGAGACACUCUGAGUGGGGUUUACACCAUCUUCCUCAACGGAGAGCUAAGCCAGAAGUUACAGGUGUACUGCGACAUGACCACCGAUGGGGGUGGCUGGAUUGUAUUCCAGAGGCGGCAGAAUGGUCAAACUGAUUUUUUCCGGAAAUGGGCUGAGUACCGUGUUGGCUUUGGGAACCUGGAGGAUGAAUUUUGGCUGGGGCUGGACAAUAUACACAGGAUCACGUCCCAGGGCCGCUACGAGCUGCGUGUGGACAUGCGUGACGGGCAGGAGGCCGCCUUCGCCUCCUACGACAGGUUCUCUGUUGAGGACAGCAGAAGCCUGUACAAACUCCGCCUGGGAGGUUACAACGGCACCGCAGGGGACUCUCUCAGCUACCAUCAGGGCCGCCCAUUCUCCACGGAGGACAGAGACAAUGACAUAGCAGUUACCAACUGUGCCAUGUCAUACAAGGGGGCCUGGUGGUAUAAGAACUGCCACCGGACCAACCUCAACGGGAAAUACGGCGAGUCCAGGCACAGUCAGGGGAUCAACUGGUACCACUGGAAAGGCCAUGAGUUCUCUAUCCCCUUCGUGGAGAUGAAGAUGCGCCCAUACAGCCACCGUCUCGUGGCAGGGAGGAAACGGCGGUCCUUGCAGUUCUAAGCAGUGGGCGGCUGCGAGCCAACUGACCUUUUCUGUCAUUUGUUUGUACUUUAUAAUAUGAAACAAGGGGUGGGGGACAUAGUAAUGUGCUUUGCAACAUGUUAAGAGUGUUUGAAGGAAGCGGGAUGUAGCAGGAACCAGUUGAGAAUCAGCAGCUCAUGGUUUCUGCUGCCUCCGGGCCUGCCCCUCAGUCUCCAUGCUCCCUCCUACCCAGCCAUCCCUAACCAUCCCCUCUUUUCCCACCAAGGAGGAACAGUGAGACAUUUUCUUAAAAGACCAACUCAAAACCAGAUCGUGGAGUCAGAUCGGUGACAGGCACGUGCCUUCUUUCCUGCCCUCCUUCUGAGAUGCCCUUAACUUCCAGGAACCGAGCUCUGGUCACUGCCUUCGGUGGCUGGGUUCUCACACCAGUCCCAAGAAGAAGCCCCAGCAAGAGAGCUUUGCCAACAAGUCCCCUUAAAAGGAAAUGUUUUAACCUCACCCUGUCCCAACAACCCAAGUCCUUUGUAAUGGGCCAAAGAUUCUCAUUGAACGUUCUUAGUCUUACCAGCCAAGUGUCCUCUGUCACCUUUCAAGAGGAGGGGCCUAUUUUCCAGCCAACCCAUCCUUUGCCCACUUCCAUCCUACCUUAAGAUCCCCUGUGGCCUCACAAGCCCAGCCACUGUUUUGGAUUCUAGUUCCCAAGGUGUUGCUUACACCUGGCCUGGGCUGCACAGUGGCCGUGUGCCCGAGGGUCAUAAGUCCCUGCCCCCUCCCUCAGGUCAACUUUCUUUGAAGCUAGGAGGUGGAGAGAGUUAUGGUUCAUAGCACUUUGGGGUCAGGCACUGAGGAAAAGGCAGAAGAAACAGGUCUGGGUUCCCCUCGGAACCUGUCAUUGAGAUCACAGGUUCCGUGGGGAACAUAGAUCCCACCUAGCUCCAUUUUCUCUAAUUCUGGUCCUAUUUGUCAUGGAUUCUUUUUCCUGAAUUGCAAACUAAAGCCUCAAUUCUGAGGCUCUCAUUUCAGCCAAGCUCUCCUUAAGGCAAGCGGCUUAAUAAGAGUCAGGAGAAGUUAUAUGACCAGCCAGCCAUUCCCCUGACUGAUAAUCUCUGGGAAGAGGUGGAAUUUCAGGGUUUGGGUUUCAGUUUUCUCCUCUUUCUUUUGGUCCAGUGAGAAACAGGAAUGACCUCCUUAAUGAGGUGAGCUCACAAGAAGCCUUUCUCCAUCUUCUUUUAUUAUUCUGCCUUUGAGAGGAAAAAUGAAAAGUGCCAGAGGAAAUUACAUCUAGAAAUCCAAAGGUGAAUAGGGGAAAAGUAUGGGCCUACCUCCCCUUUUAUGAGAUGUGCUCUCUUCGCUAGCAUGAUUUGAUUUUUACACCCAAGAGACCUGGAGGCUCUAAAGCCAUGACCCUUCAACUUCUCCAACCAAAUGUCAGCUACAAGCAUUCCUGUGGUGUCUGCCAAAAUUCAUUCCCAGUCUCCCCAGCCACUUGUUUCCUCCUCUCAAUUUUUCCUUAAGGCCUCAGGUUUGGUUGUUUUGUAAUAUCCACCUUUAGUCAAACUGAGGCAUCCUGGGCCUUUCCCAGCCAAUCACUGGAUGAGCCUGAGAGUUGGCAAUUUUCUAAUGGAAACAUGCACAGUGUAACUGAGCUAUGUUAAGCAGGGAAGGACAGUCCCCCAGGCUGACAACCACAUUUCUGAUGUAACGAGGAUGGAGUCAGUCGCCCCUUGCCCUCUCCCUUUAGUAGAUCUUCAAGGUCUUGUUCACUGCCAUGGUGUGGGUGUGACUGCCAGACCAGGGGUGGAAAUGGAGGUGACAUUCCCAUUUCUCAGUUCACCAUGGGCUUCAAAAAACUAGGGGGAAGGAAGAAGAAACAGAAACAAUCCUUUCAAGAAACCCGGUAAUUAAGAUUUAGCUAGAGAGUAGGAGCCCAAUGAACAGCAGGAAGCUUGUUGAAUGUGGAACCUGGGGUCUCAGGGGUGGGCUCUGCUGUGUUUUGGCGCUAUGACUUCAGGAAGAUUUUUUCACCUCUUGGGGCUUCAGUUUCCUUAUCUGGUUGAAUGAGACUAGAACGGCUUCAAACUUCCCUGUCAGUUCUGAUGGUCAGUAAGGCUAGUCUCUGAUCUGAACAUGAAAAUUGGCAUUGGUGAGCAAGCACAACUAAGUAAUGAAAAUUCACUAGAAGCCCUGCUUUAUGAAAGAGACAGAAAAAGAAAAUCUGAUUCUGAAGUCAUCAGUAAAACAUAUACACAUGUACAUAACACAGCCACACACACACAUACACACGAAAAUAUUGCAGAAAAGACUGCCAAGGAAGUGGCUGGAUUCAUUUUGUCCAUAAAAGCAGAACCCGGGGUCCCGGUUGAUACGAGUACAGCCCACCUCAUCGAGGGAAUUGAGAUGGGAAAAGAUGAUGGGUCCUCAUGUUGUCAAUUCAGGUGAAAGCCAAGAAACAUCAGUGGGAACCAAAAUCUGUCUUCUACUGGAACAAUUUUACCCUAUGGAACAUUUUUAUAAAUAGUAUCAGCAGCAUUGCCUAGAUUCCUGUUAAAGAAUUUCAAAGCAAAGAAAGGAACUUCAAAGACUAGCUCACCUUUCUAUAAAAAGGAUUUAUAGAUUCCUUUUAUUAGGUACAGUGAUUUUCUCACAAGUUUUCACCAUUUUUAAGAGACACUGUACCUCAGUAUCUCCCCAAGGCCCAUGAUCAACUGGACUCAAAGCUUCAUAACAUGACUCAUGGAUUCCUGCUUAUCCUGUUCCUCCAAGCACCUGCGCCCUCCCCAAAGAUGGAUCCAGGAAACAAUAGUCAGAAAGAGCUCACCCUCACACACCACAGUUUCCUUCAAGGGACUCAGAAGGAAUAGCGGUGGACUCUGCUCAGAAGCAGUUUAACGGCAGACACAUCAGGAUAUGUGCUUAUAAAAAAGAAGAAAACACCCUACCAGUGACCUCAAUAGGCUCACCACCUAGACCCGAGACCCAAACAGUUUCUUCUUCUUGCAUCUCCCCAUCAGAUAAUUUCGAACGCAGCAAACACUUCCUCCAGGUUUAUUUCUGGACGGUGAAGGAGCAGAGGUAGGGAAGAGACAACAAAUUUGUGGAAAACUCCUGCUGGCUUUUGGACUCCCUUGUGGUUCAGCUGCAAUGCAGAAGACCUAGGUUCGAUCCCUGGGUUGGGAAGAUCCCCUAGAGAAGGAA